AUGUGGAGGGUUCGACAAUCUCGAAAGGCCAAUGCAUACGAGAGAACGAAGACAACUUGCUCGGACAAUAAGAAAUCCCCCAUCACACCUCUGGAGGGAUUCAAUUGGGAGGAGACCGAGCCGCUGCAAUUUCGGCCAUUCAAAGGAAAAGACAAGUAUAACCUGACCAUGGCACUUGAAAACCUUGAUCCAUCAGAGCUCCUCCCGAUGGACAAAACAUACAAGAACCGACUCGCUCUCCGCAAGUCCGUACUCGACCAGCACCAUGACAUCGUGGUGGCAAUCAACAACGAUCAAACCCCAGAAGAAGACGCUCGCAUCCGCCCCGCCAUUAGCGAACUAUACAAUUUCGUGCUGGGAACAUACCUACCAACCCGAUAUCCAAGCAUGUUUCAACUAAACGCCGAGAGCUCGCUCUUCCAAAACCUGGUAACAGGCGCAACCUGGCCAACAACCCUGUCACCAAAGACACCAGCAAUCCAAGCCCUGGAAAUCCUGUCCCAGACAGUAGACGAUGAUUUCCUAAUCCUGUUCCCUGAGCUCUCACCCGAUAGUGAAGAACAACCGAGAUAUGUACUGCAGGCAUAUGCGACCUGUUUCCCAUCUGGCUUCAACACUCGCAAGAAACUCGGGUUGCGUUUAGUAGAUAUUCAUGGGCCGGUCCCGCGUUAUCAGGAGAGGAUUGAGCGCAGUAUGGAUAAAUUCUUUGCGCGCAUUGAAGUUGGGAAGUUUGUGAAACGAGUCAAUUGGAGUAUUACUAUUGACACGGGCCUGUUUGCUGCUUUUGGUGGAACACAUGCUGUGUCGGGGAAAAAGGAGGAGGCUAUUGAGCUCGGGAAAUUGAAUGUUGAUCAGACUGUUCUCCGAUGUGAGCGUCAAACACUGCAUCGCCUGCCGGUGUCCAAGGCUCUUGUCUUUACCAUCCACACUUAUGUUUAUCCAGUUAAGCAGAUUAAGGAUGAGGGUUCUGGUGAGGACCUUGCGAAUGCGAUAGAUGGCUUGAAGAAGGGGAAUGUGCCAGAAAUGCAUACUUAUAAGAAGGGAGAUGUGUGGGGAGAUGCAUUGAAGGACUUCCUAAGGGCCUAG
This is a messenger RNA of Penicillium samsonianum, 1086 nucleotides long. Its product is annotated as heme-dependent oxidative N-demethylase family protein. The record is from RefSeq and is a predicted model, not a curated record. The coding region runs from base 1 to 1086 and encodes 361 amino acids. NCBI's taxonomy places the organism in Eukaryota, Fungi, Ascomycota, Eurotiomycetes, Eurotiales, Aspergillaceae. The transcript is spliced from 3 exons.